Molecule: messenger RNA, 386 nt
Organism: Ctenocephalides felis (cat flea)
Lineage: Eukaryota; Metazoa; Arthropoda; Insecta; Siphonaptera; Pulicidae
Exons: 3
Coding region: 9-386 (125 amino acids)
Source: RefSeq, a predicted model, not a curated record
UUCCAGCCAUGAAGUUAAUUGUUUUAAUAUUUUUAUUAAUAAUUUUGGAAUUUUGUAAUGUCCAAAGUUCUGGUACAAAAUUGUACAGUCAAUAUUGUACCAAAGGAAGUGGAAGCAAAACUAAAGACAGAAAUCCUUCAGGUGGAAUUAUUGUAAAAGAUUUUUGCACAAAAAAUAAAAAAUGUAAGGAACAUUGUAUUACAGAAUGCGACUUGAAAGGUGGUUCUUGUGAAAAAAAUGAUUGUCAUUGCAGAAAUAAGGAUCGAAAUCCUACGGAAAUUAUCGUGAAAGAUUUUUGCAAAAAAAAUAACGAAUGUAAAGAACAUUGUAUUACAGAAUGCGGUUCUUGUGAUAAAAAUGAUUGUCAUUGUAAAAUGCCUAAAUAA